AUUGGGAAAAAACAAAUUUUUAAUCGGGAAAAAGGAAGAAAGAAGUUUGAGAAAUCUGGUCCGACCCCUGUUCUCUGUCUCUCUGACAUAAAUAAGCCCACCACACCAUUACCACACUCUACUCUCUGCUCCCUCCCACUCUCAUUACUCUCUGCUGCCUGCUUCCUUCUCCCUCCUUCUCUCGAGCUCCGAGAGAGAGAGAGAGAGCCCUUUUCGCAUAUACCAAUAUAGCAAGAAAGAAAGAGAAAGAGGGAAAUAGAGACGUUGGUCUGUGUCUCCUCCUCCACCGUACGAUUCGCUUUGGAAACCAUAAUAAGGAGCUCGAGAGUGAGUGAAUUGCUACUUGCUGGGGCGCUUCAACAGAGAUAGAGAAGAAGAAACACAGAGCAAGCAGCAGAUACAGAGAGGGAGUGAAGAAAGAAGAAGCAGUAAUGGCGAGUAAGGGAGGAGGAGGAGAAGAAGAAGGAUACAAGCUAGUUUUCGCUGUUUCUCUGUUGCUGUUUUCGCUUCCGGCACUCUGGAAGUUAAAGACUCAUCCAAGUCCUCCAUUUGCAGUUCUGUGUAGAGGAAGCAUAGUGGGAGUUUGUUACGGAAGAAAUGCCGACGAUCUUCCAACGCCUGAUAAAGCCGUGGACCUCAUUCAGCAGCAUAACAUCAAGUACGCAAGGAUAUACGAUGCGAACAUCCAAGUUCUCAAGGCAUUCGCCAACACUGGGAUCGAGCUCAUGAUCGGGAUAUCAAACUCUGACUUGCUCCCUUUCUCCCAGUUCCAAUCCAAUGCCGACACGUGGCUCAAGAACAACAUUCUCCCGUACUACCCCGCCACAAAGAUCACAUACAUCACAGUUGGUGCAGAAGUCACUGAAGCACCGAGCAAUGAAUCAGCUCUGGUUGUACCCGCGAUGCACAACAUCCUCACGUCGCUUAAAAAGCUCGGCUUGCACAAGAAGAUUAAGGUUUCAACCACGCAUUCCCUCGGCGUCUUGUCUCGUUCUUUCCCACCUUCAGCUGGUGCCUUCAGCAGCAAGCAUGCGUUCUUCCUUAAACCUUUACUGGAGUUCCUUGCCGAUAACCAAUCCCCUUUCAUGAUUGACAUCUACCCUUACUAUGCAUUCAGAGAUUCACCAAACAACGUGUCCUUGGAUUAUGCCUUGUUCCAGUCCUCCUCUGAAGUUAUUGACCCGAACACUGGCUUGCUCUAUACCAACAUGUUCGAUGCCCAAAUAGAUGCUCUCUAUUUCGCAUUGAUGGCCCUCAACUUCAGAACAAUCAAGGUUAUGGUGACUGAGACAGGGUGGCCAUCGAAAGGGUCGCCUAAGGAGACCGCUGCAACUCCUGAUAAUGCCCAAAUCUACAAUGCCAACUUGAUCCGACACGUGGUCAAUGACACAGGGACUCCUGCCAAGCCAGGGGAGGCUGUGGAUACAUACAUCUUCUCGCUGUUCAACGAGAACAGGAAGCCUGGGUUGGAGUCGGAGAGAAACUGGGGUCUGUUUUAUCCUGAUCAGACGAGUGUUUACAAUCUGGAUUUUAGUGGGAGAGGUGCUGUGGCAGGCAUGCCAUCGCCUAGCACGAAUGGGAGUGCCAGUGGUUUCAAUGGGGCUACUAAGACUUGGUGCAUUGCUUCCAGUAACGCAACACAGCUUGAUUUGCAGAAUGCAGUUGACUGGGCGUGUGGUACUGGGAACGUGGAUUGCUCCCCUAUUCAGCCGAGUCAGCCUUGUUUCCAGCCGGAUAAUCUGGCUUCUCAUGCCUCUUAUGCUUUCAAUGUUUACUACCAGCAGAAUGGAGCUACUGAUAUCGCUUGCACUUUUGGUGGCACCGGAAUUAGAGUUGACAAGGAUCCAAGCUAUGAUAACUGCUUGUAUAUGACAGCGGGGAGCAACAAAACUGGAGCUGGUAACACAACAGCUAUGACAUCAUCAUCCUCUAAAACAUCGUCGUCGUCACCGAGUCUGUCUAGGAAGUGGGCCUACAGCUUGAUUAUUGCAAUUCUUCUUCGGCUUCUGUGUUGAAGGUAAAUGUAAGCAUAGAUAGAAGGCGUCUGUGCAAGUGAAGGAAGAGAUUCUUUGUUUUUGACCAUGGAAGGAAAAAGACCUCUAGCCUGUAAAGCUCUUGUGGUUCGACGGCCCCAAUGGUGUUGUAUGAUAUAAUGAUCUUGAUGUAUCGAUGUUAGUUUUAGGAGAGAGCAUGGUAUGCAAAGACGAAUCCAUCUCUUGUAUUUUCGUUCUAGUCUUGAUCUAUUCAAAAGAAAUUGUUCAAGCGUUUCUCGCGGAUUCAAUUGCGGCAUAAUGUGCAGAAAAUCUGAACACUAAUGCUAUUGGCUAAAUGAUCAUCGGAUUAGACCAAAAUCAGAUC
Molecule: messenger RNA, 2358 nt
Organism: Linum tenue
Lineage: Eukaryota; Viridiplantae; Streptophyta; Magnoliopsida; Malpighiales; Linaceae
Source: the annotation of a GenBank genome assembly